Molecule: messenger RNA, 581 nt
Organism: Camelina sativa (false flax)
Lineage: Eukaryota; Viridiplantae; Streptophyta; Magnoliopsida; Brassicales; Brassicaceae
Source: RefSeq, a predicted model, not a curated record
GCACAAUGAUUGGUUCCGCCAUGACCGGAACAAGUGUUAGUGAGAUACUCACUCUCACUGCCUCAGCUACAACUUCAUUGGGAGGUGCUGCGACGCUGAAAGCAAGAAGAGGUUGCAAGAUAAAUAGAUUGAACGGCUCUGCGCCUGUGUUGCCUAUUGAAGACUCUUCUUACUUGCCUCCUGAGUUCGACAAGAACACAUCCAUACUUGCUAAAGGAACCGAUCUCUUCGUUGAAACACCAGAUGGGGAUUUCAAGGCUAGGACAGUGUCUAUGGUCUUAAACAAAGACGGACAGGUGAUUCUUAAAAUGAAGAAGCAUAACCUACUCAGGACUAAGAAACUAAGUAUUGUGACGAAUGUUCAUGUGGAACUUUACAAGGAUUCGGAUAGCGAAGACAACAACAUAGAGGACACUUGUUAUCUCAUUGUCCUGAGGACGAACCGAGGAGCUAUCAAACUAGACAUGGCGGAUGAUUACAGUCGUUACAAGACAUGGGUCACAACGAUCCAACACAUGCUCACUCUCUCUUCUUCCUCUUUACGUACAAAUUACGAUCUCACUUUCUACAACAAAAACUGA